Messenger RNA from Cucurbita pepo subsp. pepo (vegetable marrow), 1044 nucleotides. The record is from RefSeq and is a predicted model, not a curated record. Lineage: Eukaryota; Viridiplantae; Streptophyta; Magnoliopsida; Cucurbitales; Cucurbitaceae.
AUGAGGGAUGUUAUCCAGCUUGAUGAACUUUCUGAGGGCUUGCUGGCUGCCAUCCUCGGCCAAUAUCGUACACAGCGGUUCGGAUUCAGCAGGUCGUCGUGAAGGCUUACUAUGGUACAAGGAUAUUGGACAGCACAUGAAUGGUGAAUUUUCAAUGGCUGUUGUCCAGGCUAAUAACUUGCUUGAGGAUCAAAGCCAGAUCGAAUCGGGUUCAUUGAGCUUGGUCGAAUCCGGGCCAUAUGGAACCUUUAUUGGUGUUUAUGAUGGUCAUGGUGGACCGGAAGCAUCAAAUUACAUAUAUGAUAAUCUUUUCCAGCAUGUUUCUAGAUCUAUCGGUGAUGCAUAUUUAAAGAGGGCGGAAUUCAACAGGGAACCCUUGUAUGCUAAGUUUAGGCUUCGUGAACCAUUUACUCGACCGAUAUUGAGCUGUGAACCAUCAAUUUCGGUGCAUGAACUUCAACCACAUGAUCAAUUCAUCAUAUUUGCCUCUGAUGGCAUGUGGGAGCACAUUAGCAAUCAGCAAGCUGUAGAUAUUAUUCGAAAUCACCCCCAUAAUGGAAGUGCUAAGAGGUUGGUAAAAGCUGCUAUGCUGGAAGCAGCUAAGAAACGAGAAAUGCGGUAUUCAGAUUUGAUGGAAAUUGAUCGUGGUGUACGCCGCCAUUUUCACGACGACAUCACUGUCAUAGUUGUAUUUCUCGACUCUAAUCUUGUAAGCAGAGCGAGCUGGGUCCGAGGUCCAACCAUGUCUUUGAGAGGGCGCGGCGUUAUCAUACCUACAAAAUCUCUAACUCCUUGUGCCACACCUACAGAGCUUCACACAAUCUGAUGAAGCGGUCUGACUCUCGUUCUAGCUGUUAUGUACGUACCACCGCCUCGUGCUCGGUCUUCAGAAUGGCCAUGGCCCCAUCAGCAAUGAAUAUCAAGUAUAAGUUAACCCAAGAAAGAAGGUUUGCAUACUUUUACAUUUAACAUGGCAUGUACUCUUUGUAGUUCCUAACAAUUUGAGCAGAAGUAAAGGAAGAACUGGAAAAGCUUCUAUUCCUG